UUAGAGAUAAUUUAUAGAGAAACUUAUGUUUGUAUAGUACACGUCAAAAAUGCAAUAUUGCUACUUUUUAUUUUAAAAUCUGAGGAGAAUUUUUGAAUAUAAUAUAAAUUAUUGCCUGCUAAUUGGAUUGAUUUGAAGCACUUAUGACGAAUUUUGUCAGCAUAAAUUGAUAGCAUAUAUUUUCAAAAAAUAAAAUGGAUAAUAGUCAUGCAGAAUCGAGUAAAAAAUCAUGGACAGAAUUAAAAGAGCUCGUUUCAGACAUAAGGAAGCAAGUCGCCGCAAUUUCCACUGUAAUACCCAGUAAUAUACAAUUUCGAAUGCUGCCUGAUGGUCGGACAAGAAUAUAUUUUUUAGGAUCCACACAAAAUUGUCGUGAAACAACUUUAUUGUACACAGAUGUAGAAAAUACUUUACAAGUGAAGCAACAUAAAUUGAAAUUGAACCAAUUAUUAGAGCAAAAGCAUUUUACAAUGACAAAAGUACAUUCUGUAGAAGAGCAGUUAUUAUUUGAAAGGCAAAGACUAGCUACUUGGGGAUUAACGUCUUAUGAAUUGCAUAAAGCAUCUGGAAGAAUAGUGUUUCCAGCAAAUGGUAACAUAUAUCAUAGUAUUGACACGGGAUUAACAAUGGAUCCUCCGCUACCCUUGUUUCCGUCUGAAAUGAGAACAACUGCUCUUGGUGCUUGUCUUUUACCUCAAAUUUGCCCUAGUAAUUAUCAAUUAGUUGCAUUUGUAGCCUGUGGUGAUAUUUGGGUAUCUCAUAGUGAAGGUGCAUCAACACGAUUGACUUUUGCACAUAAUGGAAAACCGAAUAUUGCAGAUGAUCCACGUUCAGCUGGAAUACCAUCUUAUGUUUUACAAGAAGAAUUUAACAGAUAUCAAGGGUAUUGGUGGCAACCGGAAUCAAAUGAUGGAAUUUAUAGAAUUCUCUAUGAAGAAGUUGAUGAAAGUGACGUUUCAAUUUAUACUUUACCUUCAUCUAAUACUGGGAUUGAAGAUGUGGAACAGUUUCGUUUUCCUCGAGCAGGAAAGGCUAAUGCAAAGUCUGAAUUGAAAAUUGUUCAAUUUAGAAUAUCACAAAAUAAUGAAGUUUUUGAUAUAAAGAUUAAAAAGAUGAAGAAUUCCUUAUCAUAUUUUUUUCCGUGGGUUGAAUAUCUUGUGAGAAUGGGGUGGACACCUGAUUCUGAACAUAUUUGGAUUCAAAUUCUGAAUAGAAGACAGCAAAAAUUAAUUCUAUUAUUGGUACACAUAAGUGAUUUUAUUUUAAGUGGUGAACAACAUGAUGGCAAUGAAGAUACAAGUUCGGUUAAUGAGGAAAUGAUAGAUCAACGACCAUUACAGGUCAUUUAUCAAGAAACUUCUAAAACCUGGAUCAACAUACACGAUCUUCUACAAUUUGUUGAAAUGACUGAAAACAAAGUUUCUUUUAUUUGGGCAUCUGAAAAAUCUGGCUUCAGACAUUUGUAUUACGUUACAGCCAGCAUUGGUGCACAUGUCAAUGGCACAACAAUGGAAGUAGAUGAUAAUAAUAUAACACAUUUACUCAAUUGGACCAAGGUAAUAAAUGAGACACAAUUGACAUUUGGAGAAUGGGAAGUUUUACAAAAGAAUAUGUAUGUUGAUGCUUCAAGGCAUUUAAUUUAUUUUACUGGUUUUCGUGAAAGUCCUUUAGAGAAACAUCUAUAUGUUGUUUGUUGGGAUCAGCCAGGAUACAUUCGUUUGCUUACAAAUCCUAAUCAUUCUUAUUCAGUUGAUAUAAACAAGAAUUGUACACUUAUGGUGCAGACUUACAGUAAUACAGGAACAUUACCUAGUUGUGAAGUGCUAAGAAUUGUACAUACUGAAGCUGAAAAAGCUGUCGAUGGUAUCAAUUUGAUCUCAUUAGGUUUACUAUUGGAAGGAUGUCCAAUAAAUGGCAUGAUAAAUAGUCCUCAAAUAUAUAGCCCAAAAUUAUCAACAGGUGAAACGCUAUAUGCAAUGGUAUUUAAACCUCAAAAUUUUAAACCAGGCCAAAAAUAUCCAACUGUGUUAAAUGUGUAUGGUGGACCUGAAGUACAAACUGUGAAUAAUACAUUUAAAGGUAUACGACAGCUUAGAAUGCAUAUGUUAGCUGCAAAAGGUUUCUGUGUUGUAUCUAUUGAUUCCAGAGGAUCCCAACAUCGAGGAGUAGCAUUUGAAAGUCAUUUGCAUCUUCGCAUGGGAACUGUUGAAUUAAAGGAUCAAGUAGAAAUUUUAAAUAAUCUUGCCCAAGAAUUAGGCUUUAUAGAUACUUCUAGAGUUGCAAUCCAUGGCUGGUCAUAUGGUGGAUAUCUCAGUUUAAUGGGCUUGAUUCAUUACCCACAUGUAUUUAAUUUAGCGAUUGCAGGUGCUCCAGUCACUUGUUGGGAACUUUAUGAUACUGGAUACACAGAAAGAUAUAUGGAUUUACCAGAUAAUAAUCGUGAGGGUUAUCAGUAUGGAUCUGUAUUAUCAUAUCUAAACAAAUUUCCUGAUGAAGAGCAUAGGUUAUUAAUAAUUCAUGGUAUGAUUGAUGAGAAUGUCCAUUUUCUUCAUACCAAACAAUUAGUAAUGGGGCUUGUGCAAGCAUGUAAACCGCAUGAAUUACAAGUCUAUCCUAAUGAAAGACAUUCAUUGAGAAAUAUUGAUGCUAGCAAACAUUAUGAAACUAAAUUACUUGCAUUUUUACAAAAUUACUUGUGAGCUAUUUCGAUCUAUUUAUUUUAUAAAUAACAUACAUAAAUCACUUUGUUUGCUCAUUUUUGUGCAUUACUUUAUAUCAUUGACUUUUCACACAUUUAUAAAAUAUAAGAAGAUAUUUAUAGGUUCUGAAGUAUUUAC
Messenger RNA from Ctenocephalides felis (cat flea), 2837 nucleotides. RefSeq names its product dipeptidyl peptidase 9. Lineage: Eukaryota; Metazoa; Arthropoda; Insecta; Siphonaptera; Pulicidae. Gene Ontology annotation, molecular function: dipeptidyl-peptidase activity; serine-type peptidase activity. Gene Ontology annotation, biological process: proteolysis. The record is from RefSeq and is a predicted model, not a curated record.